Messenger RNA from Trichoderma asperellum CBS 433.97, 861 nucleotides. RefSeq lists its product as uncharacterized. Gene Ontology annotation, molecular function: aldehyde-lyase activity. Gene Ontology annotation, cellular component: cytoplasm. The record is from RefSeq and is a predicted model, not a curated record. NCBI's taxonomy places the organism in Eukaryota, Fungi, Ascomycota, Sordariomycetes, Hypocreales, Hypocreaceae.
GGAAAGUGUGUUAAAAUAUUGAAAGAUUAGUAUUGAUCCAGGGCAUCUUAAUCACCAACUAUGACAGCUGCGAUUCCGAACCCGCAAUUACGCUUGCUCAAUGCGCUACGAGCCAACUCAAAACCGAUUAUGACCUUUUUGGGGCUUCCUUCGUUUCGUACAGGUCAAAUUAUAGCUCAGACUGGCGUUGAUGGUAUCAUCAUCGAUUGCGAGCAUGGAAAUAUUAGCGACGAUUCAAUGCACUCCUCAACUGCCGCUAUCGCUGCUUUGGGGGUAUCACCACUUGUUCGUCUAAGAAUGACCCACUCAGAUUUAAUCAAGAGAGCUCUGGACGCUGGGGCACACGGUAUCGUUGUUCCUCAAAUAAAUACAGUCGAAGACGCCGAGGCGGUUGUGUCCCAUUCAAAGUUCCCCCCACAAGGAUGUCGAGGACAGGGCUCGGCAUUUCCGGCUAUUACUCAUGGCAUUGACCUCCCCACGUAUCUGAAAACCGCAAAUGAAACUCUCAUUAUCUGUCUUCAAAUUGAAUCGAGAGCUGGAGUUGAAAAUGUUGACGAUAUAUGUGCUGUACCUGGAGUCGACAUGAUUUUUAUCGGACCCAACGAUCUUGCCCUAUCAAUUCUUGGUUAUGUUCCUGCCAAAGGUGACGAGCCAGAGUUUCUCGACGCUAUCGAAAAGAUUGUGGUCGCAGCUCGGAAGCAUGGCAAAUGGGUUGGCCGACUUUCGAAUGACGGGGCUUCGUCCAAGGAACACCUGAAAGUGUUUGAUACCGUGGCAAUGGGUUAUGAUAUUAGGGCAAUUCAAAACUGGUAUACAACUGAAUUGUGCGUUGCGCGAUCUUAAUGCCUUUCAAGAUGAGAG